Molecule: messenger RNA, 480 nt
Organism: Prunus armeniaca (apricot)
Lineage: Eukaryota; Viridiplantae; Streptophyta; Magnoliopsida; Rosales; Rosaceae
Source: the annotation of a GenBank genome assembly
AUGGACUCUUUGGACAUAGCAAAUGCAGAUCUAUUGACCAGAGCUCACACUUGCCUCAACAAUCCUAUCUAUUCACUUCUGGGGCAGGAAUUGUUUUGGAAGAACCACUUGGAAUCAGACACUGUUACUUCUUUCCAAUUGGAUUUCCAGUGCACCAACAACGGAGCAGAAUAUGAGGCUCUAAUCAUAGGCCUAGAGAUGCUGGUAGAACUAGGAAUCCAAUCUGUGGAAAUUUUAGGAGAUUCCAUGCUUGUCUUGAAACAGAUUGCUGGGGAAUACAAGUGCCUAAGUCCUUCUCUAGCUGUCUACUCGGUGGCAGCUAGGAAUCUCCUGACAGAAUUCAGAGAAGCUACUUGGGAGCAUAUCCCAAGGGAAGAAAACUUUGCAUCCAAUGAAUUGGCUCAGGUAGCAACAGGCAAGCCUACCAUCUGUUCUGUCCAGGGGGAUGGAAAUAGAUGUCAAUUCUGCCGUAAUCACUGA